This is a messenger RNA of Cylas formicarius (sweet potato weevil), 2787 nucleotides long. It is a transcript of the gene gammaCOP, whose product is annotated as coatomer subunit gamma. The record is from RefSeq and is a predicted model, not a curated record. Gene Ontology annotation, cellular component: COPI vesicle coat; endoplasmic reticulum; Golgi membrane. Bases 143 to 2776 code for a protein of 877 amino acids. The transcript has 12 exons. Gene Ontology annotation, molecular function: structural molecule activity. Lineage: Eukaryota; Metazoa; Arthropoda; Insecta; Coleoptera; Brentidae. Gene Ontology annotation, biological process: intracellular protein transport; intra-Golgi vesicle-mediated transport; endoplasmic reticulum to Golgi vesicle-mediated transport.
UCUGGUUCGUUCAAAAACGUUCUAUCCAUUUUUGAUCUUUGUCCUCUCUUUUACCUAAUUUUUAUCUUAUUUAUCUGUGUUGGACAUCCGUGGGUGUCAAAUUGUGACGUGGAUUUUGAAAAAAUCGCUUCUUGAUUUUAAAAUGAGUUCUUUUAAAAGGGAUAAAAAGGAGGAGGAAGAUGGAGGAGGUAAUCCUUUCCUAAAUAUUGAAAAAACAACGGUUCUUCAAGAAGCUAGAAUUUUUAAUGAAACGUCGGUAAAUCCACGAAAAUGUACUCCAAUUUUAACCAAACUUCUUUACAUGUUGAACCAGGGUGAACAGUUAAGUGUUAAAGAAGCUACGGAUGUAUUUUUUGCAAUGACUAAACUUUUUCAAUCUCGAGAUGUUAUUCUAAGAAGACUUGUUUACUUGGGAAUAAAAGAGUUAAGCUCCAUUGCAGAUGAUGUCAUUAUAGUAACAUCAAGUCUUACGAAAGAUAUGACUGGUAAGGAAGACAUGUACAGAGCUGCUGCUAUUAGAGCAUUAUGCAGUAUCACCGAUGCAACUAUGUUGCAAGCCAUUGAAAGAUAUAUGAAACAAGCCAUUGUUGAUCGUAACCCAGCUGUAAGUUCUGCGGCCUUAGUGAGUUCCCUGCAUAUGACAAGGAUUGCUCCAGAAGUUGUGAAGAGAUGGGUCAAUGAAGCUCAGGAAGCAGUCAAUAAUGACAAUAUAAUGGUGCAAUAUCAUGCUUUGGGUCUACUUUAUCAUAUACGAAAAACAGAUAGAUUGGCUGUAACAAAGUUGGUAUCAAGAUUAACAAGAAUGUCUUUGAAGUCUCCAUAUGCUGUGUGUAUGCUGAUUAGGAUUGCGGCAAAAAUGUUAGAAGAGGAAGACACUGGUAGUGAUUCUCCCUAUUUUGAAUAUAUUGAAUCAUGUUUCCGUCAUAAAUCUGAAAUGGUGGUCUAUGAAGCAGCACAUGCAGUGGUCAAUUUAACUCGUACCACAAGCAGGGAACUGACACAGGCAAUCAGUGUUCUGCAGUUGUUCUGUGGUUCUCCAAAACCAACAUUAAGGUUUGCUGCUGUUAGGACACUAAAUCAAGUUGCUAUUUCACAUCCUGCAGCUGUAACGGCUUGUAACUUGGAUUUGGAAAAUUUAAUUACCGACUCCAACCGCUCAAUUGCCACAUUGGCAAUUACCACACUUUUAAAGACAGGAGCUGAAUCCUCUGUCGAUAGGCUGAUGAAGCAAAUAGCAACUUUUGUAUCUGAAAUAAGUGAUGAAUUUAAAGUUGUCGUGGUGCAAGCAAUAAAAGCUCUUGCACUGAAAUUUCCCAGAAAACACAGCGUGCUUAUGAAUUUUCUAUCGGCAAUGUUAAGAGAUGAAGGGGGUUUAGAAUACAAGGCUUCAAUUGCUGAUACUAUCAUCACAAUAAUUGAAGAUAAUCCGGAAGCUAAAGAAACCGGAUUGGCACAUUUGUGCGAAUUUAUCGAGGAUUGCGAACAUGUUUCUUUAGCAGUACGCAUUCUGCAUUUACUAGGAAAAGAGGGACCAAAAACAAAACAGCCCUCAAGAUAUAUAAGAUUUAUUUAUAAUCGAGUGAUAUUGGAAUGUCCUACAAUUAGAGCAGCCGCGGUAUCAGCAAUGGCUCAGUUUGGCGCAUCUUGUCCCGAUUUGUUAGAAAAUAUUUUGGUUUUACUUGCGCGCUGUCAGAUGGAUUCCGAUGACGAAGUUAGGGAUCGUGCCACUUACUACAUCAGUAUAUUAAGCAGGCAUGACAAAAGUUUAUACAACAACUAUAUAUUGGAUACAUUACAGGUUUCUAUCCCAGCAUUAGAAAGAUCAUUAAGGGAGUAUACACAGUCGACUACAGACAGACCAUUCGAUAUAAGAUUAGUGCCAGUGGCUGCAUUAACCAAGUCAGAAGAGGAGGUUAAACAUAAAGCUGAAGGGAUGCUCAUUAGUUCCGGCCAACCUAAGUCUGUACCAGCAUCGAGAGAAGAAAAUUACGCAGAAAAAUUGAAUUCCAUUCCUGAUGUCUUGGAAUUUGGACCAUUAUUCCGCAGUUCUGAUGUUUCCGAAUUAACAGAAUCUGAAACUGAAUACGUUGUGAGAUGUAUAAAACAUUGCUUUGCCAAACAUGUCGUUUUACAGUUUGAUUGUCUCAAUACUUUAAGCGACCAGUUGUUAGAAAAUGUGCGAGUCCAGUUGGAGCCCAGCGAUGGAUAUGAAAUAUUGAGUGAAGUUCCAUGUGAGAAAUUACCUUAUAAUGAGACUGGGACAACGUACAUCAUUCUGAAAACUCCAGAAGACUUGCCUAGCAGUAUUGGAACUUUUGGUGCUGUGCUCAAGUUUGUUGUGAAGGACUGUGAUCCUUCAACAGGAUUACCGGACACUGAUGAUGGUUACGAUGAUGAAUAUAUUCUUGAAGAUCUGGAAAUAACCUUAGGAGAUCAAGUUCAAAAGGUCACCAAAGCUAAUUGGGCUGCCUCUUGGGAGGAAGCCGCCUCAAGUUUCCACGAAGUAGAGGACACCUAUUCAUUGAGCUCAAUGAACACCUUAGAGGAAGCUGUAAAAAACAUAGUUCAAUUUUUAGGUUUGCAGCCUGCUGAAAGAAGCGACAAGGUUCCUGAAGGAAAAACCACACAUACUUUAUUAUUAGCCGGAAUAUUUCGUGGUGGUGUAGAUAUUCUUGUACGAGCAAAGCUAGCCCUCGCAGAUGGCGUUACAAUGCAGUUGACUGUCCGAUCUACAGAUGAAGGUGUGGCCGAGCUUAUAACAUCAGCUGUGGGUUAAAUUAAAUAACC